Messenger RNA from Ipomoea triloba (trilobed morning glory), 1595 nucleotides. RefSeq lists its product as uncharacterized. NCBI's taxonomy places the organism in Eukaryota, Viridiplantae, Streptophyta, Magnoliopsida, Solanales, Convolvulaceae. Gene Ontology annotation, cellular component: extrinsic component of membrane. The transcript is spliced from 4 exons. Gene Ontology annotation, biological process: protein retention in Golgi apparatus; protein targeting to vacuole. The coding region runs from base 48 to 1595 and encodes 515 amino acids. The record is from RefSeq and is a predicted model, not a curated record.
AUGACUUGACAAUUACUUUCCAAUUGCGUGGAUUUAACCCUUCAUCUAUGAAAUUUCCACGUGCUGAAACAUUUUGUGAGACAGCUAAGUUCAGUGGAACAAGAUUUUCUCUGUGGGAAACCAUCGUCUUUGAUUCUAAAUCAAGCUCCGGCCCUUUAUGCAUUACUUUUGAGAAGGUAAUGGAUGCAUUCUCUGGGGCCCGUGAAAUUUGCAUUUCUGUUCCAUUUCUACUAUAUAAUUGCACGGGUUUAUCACUUGUUGUAUCCAAUGCUGUCAAUGGGACAAAGGGGCAUUGUUGCAUUGUUCCUUCAUGUUACGAUUUGGACAAGCAAGACCUGGUCCCAAGCAGGAAGGAUGGUCUUAGCCUCCUAUCACCUAUUAUUGAUUCUGAUAUAGCUCCAUAUGACAAUAGCUUCCCAAUAUCAUCCACGAAUAGUUACCCUAUCUUGAAUUCAAAUGACAACAGAUUAUCUGAUAAUCAUUCAAAGUCAUUACAUUCAUCCACAGUUGUACAUCGGUAUUCACAUAACCAUGGUCUAUAUACUCAAAAGUCAUCUUCUUCUACUUUCAAGAAUCAGUCAGGGUCAAGUAGCCAAUCCAGUUUGAGGUCUUCUGAUUUCCUUGAAAAUGAAAGUGACGUGAUUAAUUGCUGCAUGUAUUCUCCCGAUUCAAGUUUCUCUUCUGAUAAAAUUGUAGUUAAGGUCAGUAGAUUCCUGUCUGCUUGUGUUACACAUAAUACCCCUGAGUCUUGGUCAAAUGCUUUUUCCCUUGUUCCCCCUACUGGUUCAACUUCUGUUGUUGUUCCACAACCAUCCAAAAGUUCUGGGUACGUAAUGUCUGUUAGUGCUGUUGCUGCACCAUUUUCAGGAAGGACAAAGAUUAUUACUUUUCAACCCAGAUAUGUGAUCAGUAAUGCCUGCAACAAGGACCUGUGCUACAGGCAAAAGGGAACUGAUGUUGUUUUUCUAUUGGAGGCUGGACAACAUUCCCAUAUUCGAUGGACAGAUACAACAAGGUACGAAUUUUCACCAAACAAUGAUGAUAUUAAGAUUCUCAAAGAAAAGGUGGAAACAUUUAUACAAGUAGCUAAGGAGGAUACAUCUAAGCUGAAAACUGAGCUCCGGAGCGAGAUGAAAAAGUAUCUUACUGAUCUUCGGGAGGAAGGACUUUCUCUAGAUGUCAUUGAAACCAAAUUGCUUACCAUGACGGAAGAGCUCAUGAAUCGAAUUUCACCUCGUCAUGACUACACCACCAUGGAUGAUUGUCUGAUACUCGGAAUUGGACAAGAAAAGACUAAUGGAAUGGAGGAAAGCAACAAGAGUGGAAAAGAGAACGAAGGAGAAAACGACCGGAGGAUAGAAACUUUACGGUUCAAUGAAAUUUUGACUCCCGUGUCGACUGAACAAAGAGACUAUGAAAUUGAGAGUGAAGAUGAUGAUAACAUUGAAGUCGUCUGGGAAGAUGACGAGCCAGGACUGGGUAUAAUUCUUAACCUUUCUUACAAUGUAAAACUUGGAAAUCAUAAUGACAUGCUAUUGCAGACCUUACUUCCAAUAUUUGCGAGGAUGAUAAUGAGUCUUUUUAUUCUUGUGUAA